UGGGAUGAAGUAUUACAAUUUGUUACAUUUAAUUAUAAUACAUCAAUACAUGCAACAACAAAACAAACACCAUUCGAAAUGAUGCAUGGAAGACAAGUUACACUUCCAUUUGAUCAACAAAAAGAAAUUAUUUCGCUCACACAAGAUCCAGAGCACAGUCAAAAAAUUAGAAUAUAUCUCGAAAAAUUAGUAAAUGAAGCUCGAAACAAUAUUAUAAAAAAUCAACAACAAUAUAAAGCUCGAUAUGAUUUACAUAGACAAGAUUUAUUAUUAAAAGUCAAUGAUCUAGUUUUAGUAAAAACAAGAAAUGUUAGAAAUAAAUUUGAUAUACGAUAUGAAGGUCCAUUUAAAAUUAUUAAACAAUUAGGACAUAAAACAUUCAUUGUUCAACACGUAAAAAAAUUAACAUUAACAAGACAAGUAACAAUGGAUGUUAUCGUUCCUUUGGUGGAACGAUGGAAUUUAAUUUAA
Rotaria sp. Silwood1 is the source of this 471-nucleotide messenger RNA. Lineage: Eukaryota; Metazoa; Rotifera; Eurotatoria; Philodinida; Philodinidae. The record is from the annotation of a GenBank genome assembly.